AUGCAAACUACUGGAGCCCAAACCGGACGCGAAUCCGCACUGCCGGCACUCUUCCGAGCUGUCGUCGAUUCGUGGCGUGUCCCGGACCUGCGCUUCAGAAUUCUCUUCACGCUCGGCAUCCUCGUAGCGUUCAGAUUCUUGGCGCAUGUCCCGAACCCGGGCGUAGACCUCGAACUGCUCGAACGAGCGUUCGAGGCGAAUCCGGUAUUCGGAGUUUUGGACCUCUUCAGCGGUGGGGCGUUGAGCCAACUCAGUAUCGCCGCGAUGGGUGUCUAUCCAUACAUCACCGCAUCGAUCAUCCUGCAAGUUUUGACUCCGGUCAUCCCGCAACUCCGGGAACUCUCCCGUGAAGGUGGCGAAGCGGGACGCCGCACGCUUAACCGGUAUACCCAUUACCUGACGGUCCCGUUGGCAAUUCUCCAAGGCUGGGCGUUGCUCAACACCCUCGAACUGCAAGGAGCCAUCACCGGCAUCGGUCUUGGCGGCGGCGAGUGGAUGAAUACCACAACAAUCAUCCUCUGCAUGACCGCGACGACGAUGCUCUUGGUGUGGAUGGGCGAAAUCGUUACAGAGAAGGGCAUCGGCAACGGUAUCUCGUUAAUCAUCUUUGCUGGCAUUGUCGCCUCCCUCCCACAGACCGCUGGUCAGAUGUGGGCGCUUCGUGACCAGGCGUUCCAAGUCACGAUGCUGGUUGCGAUGAUGCUCAUCAUCAUCUUCGUGGUGGUGAUCUUCAAUGAGGCUCAACGGCGCGUACCGGUGCAGUACGGACGGAGUGUGUUCCGCGGUGGUCAGAUGUACAGGCAAACGGGCGCUUCUUUCAUACCGCUACGCGUUAACGCCGCCGGUAUGAUUCCGCUAAUCUUCGCCUUUUCCAUCGUCACCCUGCCGGCGACUAUCGCCCACCUACCUCGCGGACCCGAGCAGCAGCAGCUUCACAGCUCAGGCUGCAAGUUGGGUCACGCGAACGCUGACAUUCACGAGCGACCCUUAUUGGGCGUUGAUAUUUGUAUUGACCGUCGGCUUCACCUUUUUCUAUGCACUGGUUGUGCACAACCAACAGAACCUCGCCGAAAAUCUUCAGCGGAACGGCGGUUUCGUGCCCGGCAUUCGACCUGGACAACCGACGCGGGAAUACUUGAUGCGCAUUGUGUUGCGAAUCACGUGGGCGGGCGCGAUCUUCCUAGGCGUUAUCGCUAUCACUCCAUGGAUAGCCAAUCUGAUCACUAA
Molecule: messenger RNA, 1227 nt
Organism: Geodia barretti
Lineage: Eukaryota; Metazoa; Porifera; Demospongiae; Tetractinellida; Geodiidae
Source: the annotation of a GenBank genome assembly